This is a messenger RNA of Pygocentrus nattereri (red-bellied piranha), 1111 nucleotides long. RefSeq lists its product as uncharacterized. The transcript has 3 exons. The record is from RefSeq and is a predicted model, not a curated record. The coding region runs from base 155 to 784 and encodes 209 amino acids. Lineage: Eukaryota; Metazoa; Chordata; Actinopteri; Characiformes; Serrasalmidae.
AAAACCUUGCAAAGCGCCGGCAAGUAAAUGGUGCAGUGUUUGUUGCUCAGCUGAAAACAGCAGCAGGGAAAACGAGUCAGAUUUUCCAGCAGCUCAGUUACGAGCCACACGGCUCCAUUCGAGCAGACAGCGCCGAGUACGACACCCGCUAAGGAUGGCAUGGGUUUGGUUGUCCAGCUGGCUGCUCUUCCUGACAGUUUGCUGUCCUGGGGGCAGUGUGGAGGUGGCAUAUGACAUGAAGGACAGAGACGGGGAGUGGGGCUCUGGUCUGCAGGAGCUUCUGCAUAGCUUCCCUGCUGACAGCCCCUUUGUAACAGAGACACCUGGACAACCAGCCAACUGCACACAGCGGUUUUGGCUGCCUCCAUCCUCCCCCGUGUGCUGGGAUGACAUCGCAGGGCCAGAGCAGUUUGAGCAGACCCGUCUACUGGUGCUGCAGAACCGUGCAGCGCUGCAGGCUGUGUCCCAUGCCAGUGGUCUGGAGGAAGGGGGAGCCUCUUAUGACCAGCAGGCCAGGGAGGAUGUUCAGGGAGUCCGGGCAGACCACUUUAACAUUGAACAGACAGUGGACUCUAUGCAGAAAGUCUUCCUCAACCUGGAGGAGAGAAGGAAGGAGGGUGGGGAACACUACACUUUCUCCAGUUUAAAGGAGCAGAUUGCAACCACCAUGGACUCCAUAACUGGCAAGGAUCAUAGGGCUGCACUGCUGGAACAGCAUUUGUCUAAUCUAGAGCGGAGCAUAGACAUCAUGCAGAAUCGACUAGCCAGACUACUGGCGCAGUGAACGCUGUUAAAAUUCACUUGUUACACCUGAAUGCAGUGCAUGUCUGAGGAAACAGGAUUCAACACAAAGCAUGCUUAUUGUAUCUCUAUUGUAUAUUGUAUUUCUAACUGUUUGAGUCAUAACGAUAUCGAUGCUAAACUGUUCAUGUCCAAAUAGUUAAUGUUGUCUGUGAAAGAAAAAUGUCAUAGCACCUUUUGUUUAGGAAGAUGUCUUUACAUGUAAUUACAUGUCAUUUUUAUACAUUUGUUCAGUCAGAUAUGGAUUUUCCAUUGUUUUGUAAAAGAAAAAACCUAGACAUUGUAAUGAAUUAAAUGAUUUAAAAAACUA